CGUUCAGGAGGAGGAGUUGAAGCCGCAGCAUGGGCGCCGCCGACGGAGCCGACGUGCGCGAGAUCGCCGCCAACGCGUGGGACGAGCUGGGCCUCACCGCGGGCUCGCCCGUCGAGCGCAUCGUGCAGGUGUACCGCGAGAUCAGUCUCAAGCGAUCGCUCGGGAUUGAGCUCGACAUUGACUUUUACAAAAAGCCAUUGCCGUACCAGGCCAGCGACAUCUUGCCGCUCCUGCACUCGAUGGACGCCUCGGUCGACGACCCGGUCGAGCACCCGAGCCGCAGCAUCCGCGCCUGCGCCAUGCUCGAUGUGUCGAUGGCCUGUAUGGAGCGCGCGCAGAGCCCGUGGCAGCUGCCGUACGUUAACUACGUCAUCAACGUGCACUACUGUAUGCGAAAGCACGUCGUGCGGCGGCGCUACUCGGAGUUCAAGCGGCUCCACGAAGCGCUCAUGCACAAGCUGCCCGUGAUUCCGACGCUGCCCAUCCAGACGUGGAAGUACAAGCUCGCGAUGCCUGCCGACCGCGCGCGAGACCUCAUUGUAUACCUCUCACGUAUCAUCCAGCUGCUCGUGAACCGCGGGCUCUUCUCCGUCGACAUUAUGGCGUUCCUUGAAGUCGACUUUGGCCGCGUCCGAGCCGAGGAGGAAGGCGUAUCUGCCGAGUGUUUGAACCGCAUGAACUCAAGCGUCCUAGGCUCGAUCGUCUUUAUGAUCGAUGCCGAGUGGAUGCAGCGCUGGCGCAAAUUCGUGCUGGGCAACCACGAGACAGCGCCGCCCGGACCCAUUUCCAAUACGAACCUCCUCACCGAGCACAUGACCCCUCGCAAGAACCUGCACACGCCCCGCCAAUACCGCUGCUUAAGCGCUGCAGCGUGGAAGUUCUUUUAUACAAUCUACCGUGGCGAGCCUGAAAUCUCGCGCAGCACCAAAGACAUCUACGGUCCGCACGUGCUUAGCGCCGAGAUGGCCUGCCUCAAGCUGCAGGCGCUCGCGCGAGGCUUCCUUGCGCGCAUUCGGGCCCACCGCCGGCGCCUCUCGCUGGGUCUGCAGCACCCCGAGGCCGAGCGCACGCUCGAGACAUUCUGCCAGCUCCAAGCCGCCGAGCGCAAGACGCGACAUAUCAAGCUCCUCGUCGAGAUGAAGCAGGUGCAGGUCCGGCACCGGGCUGCGCACGUCGUCCAGCGCGCGUACCGGCAGUACCGCGAACGUUUACUCCAAAACCACGAGCGGCCUGUCAAGGUCGAGACGGGCACGACCCUUGUGGCGGCCGCCGACUACUUUACGCUGGCCGAGAUCGGUAUGAUCGAGGACGACCACACGCGCUUCAUCCACUUUGUCCACACCAUGCAGAGCGGCGUGUCCAUCAAGAAGCUCAGCUCGCGCUACAAGCACACACCAAAGCUCAAGUUCUUCAGCGUCGACCGCACUGGGGCCCAGCUGCAGUGGACGUACCCUGCCAAGUCCGGGCGCAAGACGCUGAUCUUCGCAGAGUGCAGCAGCAUUUCGCUCGAGUCGCCCAUCGUGCUCAAGUCACGCAUCGGCCUUUCCGUGAAGCAGACGCUCGAGCACGGUGUUGUAUUAGCAACACCCGAGAAGGAGGUCGUGCUUGUAUGCGACUCCAAGUGCGAGGCGCACGCGCUCCUCUUUGGCCUGCGCAUCCUCAUGGACGAAGGCAAGGUCCGCGUCGCCGCGCCCCUGCGCAUGGACGCAUACGGCGUCAUGCGGCGCAACGUACCCCACGCCAAGGACGUCAUCCGCGAAGCCAUCGCUGCCUACGCCGUCGCCGACAUGGACGACCAUUAAGCUUGAUAAUUUUAGAAUUUCUUCGUUUCCGC
This is a messenger RNA of Saprolegnia parasitica CBS 223.65, 1834 nucleotides long. RefSeq lists its product as hypothetical. The coding region runs from base 30 to 1802 and encodes 590 amino acids. Gene Ontology annotation, molecular function: cysteine-type deubiquitinase activity; protein binding; phosphatidylinositol binding. The transcript has 9 exons. The record is from RefSeq and is a predicted model, not a curated record. NCBI's taxonomy places the organism in Eukaryota, Oomycota, Saprolegniomycetes, Saprolegniales, Saprolegniaceae.